ACCUCGGAAAAGGGAAGCGGAAGCAGAACUCAAACGUUAAACAGCAGUGAACUUAGCAGUUCAUAGUGAAGUACAUAAUAUCUGAGAUAAACCUAUCAGCAACCAGACGUGUGCGUAAGAAGGAAAUAGUGCAAUAUUUUCAAGUCAUUAAUUGCGUCGAAAAGUGUCAGGUGACCUAAAGCUCGUAGUAACUAGUUAGCUGAAUUUGACAACAAGACGCUGCGACGCCACUGAAACUGAUGAUAAAGUAUUUAACGAACAGUUUGUGAUGAUCACUAAAAGUAUCUUCCAGUGUGUACCAAAUCAAUCCGUAGGUUUUCAUCUCAGACCCCUCUGUUUCCUGAGAUCUUUGUGAAAUGACCUGACUUCACUGUUUCCAGCAUCAGAUGGUAAUGGCCAGAAUAGCCUGGUAUCAAGAGAAGAUCGGGGCCUACGAUCAACAAGUUUGGGAGAAAUCUCUGGAGCAAGCGGAUCUAAAUGGUUUGGACAGUAAACCAAAGAAGAUGGGUCACAUCAAAUCAGACCUCAUCGAUGUUGACUUAGUAAGAGGAUCAACAUUCAGCAAAGCCAAACCACAAAGUCCCUGGACAGCUCUAACUCGGAAAGGUCUGGUCAGAGUGCUGCUGUUCCCCUUCUUCUUCCAGUGGUGGAUCCAGGUGACCUCCAAGUCCAUCUCCUCAUGUAUCCUCGUGCUGUACUUCAUGCAAGUGGCAGCAGUGGUGCUGUACUUGGAGGUCCCUGGGGCGAGUGCCAGCGAGGUGUUUGGACCCAUGUGUCUGAUGCUGCUGCUGGGUACCGUGCACUGCCAGAUUGUGUCGACCGAGUCCAGCAGGUGGCCCUCGGGCAGUCCAGCUGCCAGCUGCACCACCAGCCCUGCGCGCAGAAGGAGGCCAAGGAAGGGCAGAGGGCUGAAAAAAACAGAAGGAAAGAAUGACAGCGGGGACACAGAACAGCAGGGACCCUGGCAGUUUGAAGAAAGCCAGCGAUUAUACAGCAACGAAGAAAGGAGGAACAAAAGACAGUCAGGAUUUGGGGCAUCCGACGAGCUCUCCAGUGAGGAAGAGGAGGGGGUACAACCAGUGGAAGUAAUUCAUCCAGUACUUCAUGAUAAGAGACACCCUGCUAUGACUUUGCCGACAUCUACGGCAAUGUCUUCUUUAAGGAAGAGAAGUCUAAAGUCUAACCCCAAACCCACAUUAAGACCUCAGGAAGAGAGUGGGGCUUCCAUCAAGGUGAAGCCUCAAGAGGUGGAGCGCCUCAGGCCAAGUGUAGGCUCUCGUCCUGCCUCUGACACUGAUGACACAAUGUGGGAGGAGCUUCUCCAAGGGCCUGACUCCGCCUCCAGCGGGAGCAGCGACAGUGAGGGGAAUGGGAGGUACAACGCCGGCAUGGCGCUUCCGCAAACCACCAUUCUGAGCAGUGAUGAUGAGAGCCUACAGCAGGGAAUCCCUGGAAGCCAGCUGUCUUGGCUGCAGGCAUGUCACCCAUCCAAGGAUCGUGUCAGUGCCAUAAUAUGGGAGCAGGGCGAUUGUAAGAAAGCAGACAUGUCAGUAUUGGAGAUCAGUGGGAUCAUCCUAACACGGGUGAAGUUAGUAGAGCAGGGUAUGGGUUACCUUGUCCUUGGUGGGCUGAUGACUGCCACCCUGGCCCUGCUUCCCUUCGCCUUCCGCUUGGCUCAGCAUCUGGACAUGUCAAGCCUCGGCUCCCUGUCCCUGAUGGAGGUGGUAGAAAUGGCGGUGGGGCCGCCUGAUGCCCAGGCCUACACCUUCUUCUUGAUCACAACGUUGCAAAGAGUCUGCCUCAUAGGACUGGUCUUCUUCAUGAUGUGUGUGGCUGAGAGAACGUAUAAACAGAGACUCUUAUUUGCCAAGUACUUCAGCCACCUCACCUCAGCUCGCAAGGCCAAGAAAUCUGAGAUCCCUCAUUUCAGACUGAAGAAAGUCCAGAACAUAAAGAUGUGGUUGUCGCUACGCUCUUUUCUCAGGAGACGAGGGCCGCAGCGCUCCGUCGACGUCAUUGUCUCCACUAUCUUCCUCUUAGCGCUGUCCAUUUCAUUCAUCAUUUGUGCCCAGCUUCUACACAACCACAAGGCUUUCAUGGAUUCUCUGACAAACUGGGAGAUGAUGGUGUGGGCCUCCUCCCUCAUCCUCUUCCUGUUACGGCUGGCCACACUGGGCUCAGAGACCAACUGCAAAUACAGCAAUUCCUCAGCGCUGCUCACUGAGCAGAUCAAUUUGUAUCUCAAGAUGGAGAAAAAGCCCAAUAAAAAAGAAGAACUCAAUAUAGUAAACAACGUUUUAAAACUAGCUACAAAACUGAUCAAGGAGCUGGAUAUUCCAUUCAGACUGCUGGGUCUGACCGUGAACCCUCUGAUCUACAACAUCACCAGGGUGGUCAUCCUGUCUGCUGUGUCUGCUGUGGUCAGCGACCUGUUCGGCUUCAACAUCAGACUGUGGAAAAUCAAGCCUUAGUCUGAAAACAGAAAACCACUAACAGCCAGAUCCUGGAGACCAGAAACCUCCCUUGUCAGCUGCAGAGAGUCUCUCAUCUACAGAAAAAAGUGCAAACCUACUUGACAGUUCAGUGAUUGUCUGUGCCUUCCAACUGAAACUUCUGUCUCUUGAGUUUCAUCAUUCACAAGCCUAAGAUGCCCUGACCAUCGCUCGCACACCAUUACAGGCGGCUCAUUUUGUGUGGAAACACACUGUUCCUGUCACCCACGCUACUAACCCGGUGCCUAACCUUCAGGUCUGAGAUUAUUUCAGGCUUCUGUGGCAUCCAGAUUUCCAAAUGUGUGUUGUACAGAUGUGUUAAAUGCAGAUAAUAAUGCAGGUAGUUUUAGUCUUAUUCACUGAUGUUUCUCAUCAGUAUACUAGUGAAACUAACUGUAAAACAAGAUAAGUGCUAUCUAAAGCCAGUAAAUCAAAAUGGGCUGUAUUAAAUUAAUUGUCAUAGGACUCAACUUUCAUUUCAACCUUUUGUACUAUUUAAGGAGGAACAUUGUGAUUAUAAGUCGGCUUUAUUUAUUCUGUUUUAGUGCUUAAACUUGUAACGGUACCUGCCAGUCUUUGACCACUAUGUCUUUUUUGUAUUGAGGACCAUUGUUGAAUAAAAUUACUAUGCAAAGUGGG
Molecule: messenger RNA, 3131 nt
Organism: Micropterus salmoides (largemouth bass)
Lineage: Eukaryota; Metazoa; Chordata; Actinopteri; Centrarchiformes; Centrarchidae
Gene: phtf1
Product: putative homeodomain transcription factor 1
Exons: 17
Coding region: 387-2471 (694 amino acids)
Cellular component (GO): endoplasmic reticulum
Source: RefSeq, a predicted model, not a curated record